Oreochromis aureus is the source of this 1242-nucleotide messenger RNA. Its product is annotated as angiopoietin-related protein 4-like. The coding region runs from base 98 to 913 and encodes 271 amino acids. The transcript has 4 exons. Gene Ontology annotation, biological process: triglyceride homeostasis; regulation of lipid metabolic process. The record is from RefSeq and is a predicted model, not a curated record. Lineage: Eukaryota; Metazoa; Chordata; Actinopteri; Cichliformes; Cichlidae.
AGUUAUAAAAAGCCUCAGUGCCUCUCAGUGAGCAGCACACACAACAGACAGAGACAGACUUCAGACGCAGCACUGACACCAGAUCGGGCCUACAAAGAUGAAGAUGCCUCAACUUCUCAUCCUCCUCGUGACCAUUUUGGUGCACGCAGCAGUCGGUUUCCCCACUGACAGGAGGGCCCGGGAGAAACAGGCCUCAUGGGACGAUGUGAAUGUGGUGGCCCACGGCCUCCUCCAGCUUGGCCUGGGCCUCAAGGAGCACGUGGACAAGGCCAAAGCCCAGAUGAGCGACAUCAACGCCAAACUGAAGGCCUUCAACGGCACGGUGGCCGAGCUGGAGAGGAAGCAGCGGGAGCAAGAUGAAGCUAUGAAGGCCAGAAGCAAGGGGCCGGAGGAGAGUCAGAGGCUGGCAGAGCUGGCUGAGGAGGUGAAGAAGCAGACAGCGGAUUUAAACUCCAGGAUGGACUGGCUGCAGGGAGCGCUUACAGAGAGGAUGCUGGACAGCAACGACAGCGGUCACUCAGGAGUCCCAAUGAUCCAGCUGCUGCUGGCUCAGAACAAACGCGUGGACCAGCUGGAGGAGAAACUCAAGCUGCAGCAAGACAAACUGGAGAAGCAGAGUCUGCAACUACAAGCACUGCAGAACAAGAUUUCACAUAAGAGAGUAAAGGCGCACAGGAGGAAACACGAAGAGAUGGCACUGAGGGGCGAGGCUCAGCAGAUCCACACAGAAUCAGGUUUGGCCGGAGACCGUGAUGAUCUCCUCGUACGUGGGCAGCGAGCCAGCAGAGACGGGAGGAGCAGGAGGCAGCAGCUCUGGAAGCAGGCGGCAUCCUCCUCCACGGCCACAGAGCGAGAGAGCAACUCUCUGAACGCCGGUCAUCUAAAAAUGACACCAGCAUCCCCAAAUCAUUAAAGCAGAGCAAUAAGGAGAGAAUGACUUUAACUUAAACACUGAACUACUGAAGGACUAAAACUAGACUGAGUGUUUACACGCACAUCAUUGCUCUCUGCUGAUUCGCUGCAGGGUCAGACACAUGGAUGCUAUGCCAUGCGAUAACUCAUUGUCUCAGUGGACAUGUUCAGUCAUAUUGACGGGUCUAACUUUAUUCCCUUUAUAAGGGAUUUAUCCAUUUGUUUUGUUUUGUACUUAAAUAAUGCGCAGUUUCUUAUUUUAUGGAUUUGUACAAAACUUUGAAUAUUUUAUAUGAAGUGGAUGGAAAUAAAACUUUUAAGUUUACCUUA